GUACAACUUGUUUGAUCGCCCUGUUGUCAGAUAAAGAACUCACGGUGGCCAACGUUGGUGAUUCGCGAGGAGUCUUGUGUGACAAGGAUGGGAACGCUAUCCCCUUGUCACACGAUCACAAGCCCUACCAACUGAAAGAGAGGAAGAGGAUUAAAAGAGCUGGUGGUUUUAUCAGCUUUAAUGGCUCCUGGCGCGUUCAGGGGAUCCUGGCCAUGUCCCGCUCGUUAGGAGAUUACCCUCUGAAGAACCUGAACGUUGUCAUUCCCGACCCUGAUAUUCUUACCUUUGACCUGGACAAACUGCAGCCAGAGUUCAUGAUCUUGGCGUCGGAUGGUCUGUGGGAUGCUUUCAGCAAUGAGGAAGCUGUCCGAUUCAUCAAGGAACGCUUGGAUGAACCACACUUCGGUGCAAAGAGCAUAGUUCUACAGUCCUUUUACAGAGGAUGUCCUGAUAACAUAACAGUGAUGGUGGUGAAGUUCAGGAAUAGCAGCAAACCAGAAGAACAGUAA
Molecule: messenger RNA, 509 nt
Organism: Pterocles gutturalis (yellow-throated sandgrouse)
Lineage: Eukaryota; Metazoa; Chordata; Aves; Pterocliformes; Pteroclidae
Gene: PPM1L
Product: protein phosphatase, Mg2+/Mn2+ dependent, 1L
Exons: 2
Biological process (GO): negative regulation of canonical NF-kappaB signal transduction; positive regulation of canonical NF-kappaB signal transduction; protein dephosphorylation
Cellular component (GO): cytosol; nucleus
Molecular function (GO): protein serine/threonine phosphatase activity
Source: RefSeq, a predicted model, not a curated record